AGGGCUGAGACACUCUUCAUCUCAGACACCAUGCGUCCUGAUACAUCUGCCCACCAUCGGAAGGGCGCGACCCCUCGCCGUCGUCCUCCAGGGCCGUCUACGUCCACUUCUACACCCAAGUCCCCUAAGAAAAGGGUUCCAGCUCCAGAGAGGCCUCUUGCAUCUCCAAAAAAGAGAAGGUUCAGACCAGGAACCAGGGCCCUGAUGGAGAUCCGUAAAUACCAGAAGAGCACUGAUCUCCUGAUCCACAAGAAACCCUUCUCCCGCCUGGUCCGAGAAAUUUGCAAAAAACUUGCCAGGGAACAACUGCGAUGGCAGGUCUAUGCUCUUAUGGCCCUGCAAGAGGCUGCAGAGGCCUUCAUGGUUUUGCUGUUUUCAGACGCCAACCUGUGUGCCAUCCAUGCCAAACGGGUCACCCUCUUUCCACGGGACAUUCAACUGGCCAGAAGAAUCCGGGGAGUGGAUAACUUGUGAAAACCGUUCCUGAAGGACAAGGACUCGUUACACCUUCCCUGAUCCUCAGUGCAGUAUAGUAAUAUGGUGUUGGCCUCAAAGGUUGUCGUUACUGCCUUACGUGUUUAUUGUAGAACACAU
This is a messenger RNA of Cololabis saira (Pacific saury), 594 nucleotides long. RefSeq names its product histone H3-like centromeric protein A. Bases 31 to 474 code for a protein of 147 amino acids. Gene Ontology annotation, molecular function: structural constituent of chromatin; protein heterodimerization activity; DNA binding. NCBI's taxonomy places the organism in Eukaryota, Metazoa, Chordata, Actinopteri, Beloniformes, Belonidae. The transcript has 2 exons. The record is from RefSeq and is a predicted model, not a curated record. Gene Ontology annotation, cellular component: nucleosome.